Molecule: messenger RNA, 408 nt
Organism: Strongylus vulgaris
Lineage: Eukaryota; Metazoa; Nematoda; Chromadorea; Rhabditida; Strongylidae
Source: the annotation of a GenBank genome assembly
AUGUACGUGAUGGAUUUAGAGAAGAAAACAUGCAAACCUGACGGUGUUCCGAAAAUACUAAAAGAGCGGGCGGCUUGUGCAUGGGUAGAUGGCGAAAACCUCCUUGGACCUGUGGUUGGUAACUUUUGCAUGGAUUUGGCAAUACAAAAAGCAAAGCAAGCUGGUGUCGGUUGGGUAGUUGCAAAAGGUCCGCCCUUUCAACCUUUGAAAAUCAUAGUUCAAGAAUUUGUUUUAGGGUCAAACCAUUACGGAAUUGCUGGCUGGUAUGUCAUGAGAGCGAUGCGAGAAGGCGUUAUAGGGAUGUCAAUGACGAACACCUCUCCAAUAUCAUAUCCAACCAGGUCUUCUCAGCCGGCGCUAGGAACCAAUCCUAUAGCUGUCGGUGCUAACGGGACCUCAGGUGAUUCG